Molecule: messenger RNA, 1506 nt
Organism: Psilocybe cubensis
Lineage: Eukaryota; Fungi; Basidiomycota; Agaricomycetes; Agaricales; Agrocybaceae
Exons: 6
Coding region: 1-1506 (501 amino acids)
Biological process (GO): endocytosis; actin filament organization
Cellular component (GO): plasma membrane; clathrin vesicle coat; endosome
Molecular function (GO): clathrin binding; phospholipid binding
Source: RefSeq, a predicted model, not a curated record
AUGCAGCACUUUGGGAAGGCAGCUCUCCGCGUCACCAAAAACUAUACAAAAGGGUACUCAGAUACGCAAGCAAAGGUUCGCGAUGCCACAUCCAAUGAUCCAUGGGGGCCGUCGGGCACCCAGAUGAACGAAAUUGCACAGUUGACGUACAACCAAAAUGAUUUCAUUGAAAUCAUGGAGAUGAUAGACAAGCGUUUGAACGACAAGGGGAAGAACUGGCGCCAUGUUUUCAAGAGUUUGACAUUACUGGACUACUGUCUUCAUCAGGGCUCAGAGAAUGUUGUCAUUUACUUCCGCGACAACAUCUACGUGAUCAAGACCCUCAAAGAGUUCCAGUACAUCGACGAGGAUGGCAAAGAUCAAGGGGCUAAUGUGCGACAGAAAGCCAAAGACAUAACCAACCUACUCCAGGACGAAAAUCGCCUACGCGAGGAAAGAAGAACUCGGGCAUCGAUGCGAGAUCGAAUGAUUCGUGGUGCUAAUGGCAUGGAAAACGACGAACCAAUGGACGAAAACGCGAGCAGGAGGACCGGAGGGUUGGCUGGUAAACGGCCUAACCGCGAUGAAGAUGAACUCAGACGGGCGAUUGAGGAGAGCAAGAAGUCACUCGCCCAGGAGCGACUAAACGCUGAGGAGAGGGAUCUGCAACAAGCGCUCAAACUUAGUAAGGAAGAGGAAGAGAAGCGGAAGCAAGAAGUGGAAAAUUCCAAUGCUGCGUCUUUGUUCGACGACUCUAACCAACUGCCUCCUCCUAAUGCCGUCAACAACAAUCCUUUCCCGCUCGUCGAUCCUACGCCAUAUGCCGUGGGCCUUCAGCCACAGUUCACCAUCCAGCCGCAAUUCACUUCUAUGCAACCUCAGUUCACCGCGUUCAAUCCAUACCAGCAACAGGCUCAAGCAGAACAAGAGGCCGCGCAGGCCGAGUACUUGCGUCAGCAACAGUUAUUCAUGAUGCAGCAACAAGCUCAGCAGCAGCAACAACAGCAACAGGAGGCUUGGAUGCGUCAACAACAGCUUCUUCAAAUGCAGCAACAACAGCAGAAUCUUUUUGCACAGCAGCCGUUGCAGGUUCAGCCUACCGGAUUCGGAAACAACAACCCAUUUGCGCCGACCUCCCCAGCAUCACUCUCACCAUCACCACAUCCAACAGCACAAACCUCUCCUACCUUUAACCUUGGUGGUACCUACGACAAUCACUCACAGUCCCAACUCUCGUCUCUAUCUUCUUCUCCCCAGCCGCCAUCUCAACCCCAGUCCCAGGCCUCUAAUCCCCGUCCAUUCCAUGUCAAAACGCGACAAAAUGAGAACGAGGCGUUGGCGGCUCUGUUUGCCGAUCGCGAGGGAGGUCAGGACACAUUCGGCAACGUUGGUGCUUUAAGGUACGGCUACACCGAUGCCGGUAAAUCGGUCAUGGUGAUGCAAAAGACUGGAUCAGGACACAAUCCUUUUGCUAAGCCACAGCAGCAGCAGCAAACCAAUGCCGAGAGACCAUUCUUCGACAUCUGA